Solanum lycopersicum (tomato) is the source of this 1710-nucleotide messenger RNA. RefSeq names its product alkane hydroxylase MAH1-like. Lineage: Eukaryota; Viridiplantae; Streptophyta; Magnoliopsida; Solanales; Solanaceae. Gene Ontology annotation, molecular function: heme binding; monooxygenase activity; oxidoreductase activity, acting on paired donors, with incorporation or reduction of molecular oxygen. The record is from RefSeq and is a predicted model, not a curated record.
CAACCAUAUUCUCAUCAUGACUCUAUAAAAUACUAGAGAGUUUAUCCAUAAAGAAUGAUGUAAACCCCCAAAGUAGAGUAAACAUUGAAAUGGCUUUCAAUUUUCUAGUAUUAGCCUCAAUAGGUUAUAUUGAAAUAUUUGUAGCAAUUUUUUUAUUUUUUUUUGUGUUGGCUUUUGGAGGAAAAGGUGAUUUUGGGUGGAAAUGGCCAUUUUUUGGAGAGUUCCCAAGCCUUUUUUACCAUAUAAACACAAUCCACCAAAGCCUUACAAUAUUAUUUUCAAGAAUUGGAGCUACUGCCUUUGUAAAAGGUCCAUGUUUUGCAAAUAUGGACAUUUUAGGGACAGUAGAUCCUAAAAAUGUACAUUAUAUUAUGAGUGCAAAUUUUCAGAAUUUUCAAAAAGGGCCAGGAUUUAAGAAGAUUUUUGAUGUUUUAGGUGAUGGAAUUUUCAAUGCUGACUUUGAUUUGUGGAAGGAUCAAAGGAAAAUUGCUAAAACAUUGAUCACGCAUCAUACAUUUCACAAAUUUUUAGUGAAAACUAGUUGUGACAUGGUGAAAAAUGGACUUGUCCCGGUCCUCGAAUUCAUGGCUAAAGAAGGUAUAGUUUUCGACUUACAAGAUGUUUUUCAAAGAUUCACGUUUGAUACGACUUGUAUAUUAGUGACAGGGUUCGAUCCUGGCUCCCUCUCUGUCGAUCUUAACAACAUUGCUUUCAUGAAAGCAAUGAAUGACAUGGGAGAGGUCAUGGUCAUACGUAAUUUGUUGCCACGAUGUGUUUGGAAGUUGCAAAAAUGGCUUGGAAUUGGGCCUGAAAAGAAAUUACGCGAUGCUAGGGAAGUCAUUGACCGAGUUAUAGGUAAGUAUAUAACAAUGAAACGCGAUGAAUUGAGAGCUAAAGGAAAAAAAUUGAACAAAAAUGAAGAGGAGGAGGGUGUUGAUUUAUUAGCAUCAUACAUAGCUAAUGAUGAUGGAGAAACAAAAACAGGGCUAAUGUUUGAUGACAAAUUCUUGAGGGAUACCAUAUUGAACUUUAUGAUCGCGGGGCGUGACACAACUAGCUCAGGGCUUACAUGGUUCAUCUGGCUAGUUGUGACACACCCCGAGAUUGAGAAGAAAAUAAGGGAAGAACUCAAGUCAAUCAUCUCAUUGGGAGAAGAAGGCGAAAAACCAAGACUUUUUAAGGGGGGCGAAUUCAAAAAUGCAAUAUAUUUGCACGCGGCAUUGUGUGAAUCAUUAAGGCUAUAUCCCCCCGUUCCGUUUCAACUAAAGACUCCACAAGAACCCGAUGUUCUCCCGAGUGGACACCGUGUACAUCCCAAGAUGAGAGUGAUGGUUAUCUUGUACGCGAUGGGGAGGAUGGAAUCGGUAUGGGGAAAAGAUGCAUUGGAGUUCAAGCCAGAGAGAUGGAUUUCGGAACGAGGAACGGUGAAACAUGAGCCAUCUUACAAGUUCUUUUCUUUCAAUGCAGGGCCAAGGGUUUGUUUAGGGAAAGAAGUGGCUUUCACACAAAUGAAAGCUGUGGCUGCUUCUAUUAUCCAUAAUUAUCAUGUUGAAAUGGUGAAAGGCCAUGAGGUUUGUCCUAAUGUAUCUAUUAUCCUCUACAUGAAAAAUGGAUUUAAAGUUAGGAUUAGGAAUAGGUGAACAUAAACAUUUAUGUUUCUCCCUCUUUUCAUUUUCUUUUGAACAGACGGUCAAAAAGACAUUUAAAGUA